Messenger RNA from Cylicocyclus nassatus, 339 nucleotides. Lineage: Eukaryota; Metazoa; Nematoda; Chromadorea; Rhabditida; Strongylidae. The record is from the annotation of a GenBank genome assembly.
AUGGGUGUUUCAAGCUGUAUCGAAUCAAACGAAACAAGAGGAAGCAUGAAGCAAAAGUUGAAUUUACUGAGUCGCACUUUGUCGAAAUCAUGCAAAAGCGCUUCGUAUUGCUGCAGUCACGGAUCCGGAGUGGUCGAUUCUCCACAACCUAUUGAACGGGAAGGAAGAAGUCAGCCAUUUAUGAAUAGCAGAACCAUCGACUUUCUGGGAGUUGCUCAAGUCUCACAGAUGUUGGAAUCCCGUUUAAGUAUCGUCUACUUUCCAAGACAAGGCUGGUACGGUUUGACAGAAGAAUCCAUUGAUCCACAGAGAAAGAAUUUUGAAUUCUCUGACAUAUGA